Messenger RNA from Danio rerio (zebrafish), 7074 nucleotides. NCBI's taxonomy places the organism in Eukaryota, Metazoa, Chordata, Actinopteri, Cypriniformes, Danionidae. The record is from RefSeq and is a predicted model, not a curated record.
UUUUGAUUGGCAGAUGAGAGCAGCUGCGGAGUUGUGGAGUCAUGGCGGAGCUCCGCCGCGCCUCAGAUCGCUGGAGUCACGGAUUUUACAUCGCUGAUAAACUGUCAAAACUUUAGAGUUAAUCAAAGAUGUUCGAAAGCGAGCUAAAGUUACGAGCGCUGUCACAGUGCAGUUAAAACAGUCGGACAGAAAGAGCUGACAAAGAUGUGAGACUCCACAGAAGGAGAAGGAGGAGGAGAAGAAAACCGUUGGAGUGUCCUAAAGUCGCAAAUAUGGCUACUUGUUUCUUUCACUUGGACUACUUCAGAAACUUUUCGCUUUUUAUGGAUGUUUAGCGAUGGAGGCCAAGCACAGAGAGCUGCUGGAGCAGUGGCAGCAGAAGUUCCCGGAGUCCGGCACAGAUGUGGAGCGGCUGCUGGAGCUGCUGGCCGAGCGCGGGUGUCUGAGUGCGGCCGAGCGCGCGGAGAUCCGGCGGAGCGGCGGCGGCGGGCGGGAGAAGAUCCGGCGGCUGAUACACACUCUGCUGGAGGACCAGAACCAGAACCAACAGCGCUUUCAGGAGCUCUGUUGGGCUCUGGAGAAAGCACAGCCGGGGGACAACCAGCAGCACAACACGGGCUCCUCCUGCAGUGUUUUGUCUGCGAUGCCGUCAGACUCUGAGAGCAGCAGUUCUCUCAGCAGCGUCGCAUCCUCCCCUCCUGCACACCUGGAGAAGCAGGUGUUAAGUGAGAAGCUGGAGCCGCUGUUGUCUCAGCUCAGACAGGUGACCCGUGAGCGCGAUGACUUGCGCAUCCGCCUGGCGCUCUCUUUACCCGGCAGCACAUUUGAUGAAAACACUGCAGCUGCCGCAGACGCCAGACGGCCGAGUGUGAAGCCGGGUCAUGAUUAUGAACACAUGAAGCUGCAGUGCAUGAAGGCCAUGACGGACCUGCAGAGUCUGCAGAACCAGCACAACAAAACCCUGAAGAGAUGCGAAGAGGCCGCCAGAGACGCCGAUUACUACCACACUCUUCAUGCACGUGUGGUUGGCGAGCAGACGCAGCUGCGGGACGAGACGGAGGCGGUGAAGCAGAAAUACACACAGCUCCUGCAGCAGCACACACACAUGCAGCAGACCUGUGACGAGCUGCGGCACACACACGACAGUGACCAGCGUGAGCUGCAGGACCUGCGCAUGCAGCAGCAGCAGGUGAUGAGGGAGAACGGCUCCUCUGACCUGCUGAAUAAACUCUACGACAGCGCUUUAAAUAAGCUGGAGGCUCUGAAGAAGGAGUACGAGGCUCUGCGGAAGCGCUAUAAUGAGCAGACGGCGCUGCAUAACGCUGACGUGAGCCGGUUGGAGCAGCUGGAGGAGGAGAAGCGGCGGCUGCAGAAGCAGAGAGAUGCAGCGCUGCACUUCCAGCAGCAGUACAGCGGAUCCAUGCACAGGUUUGAGAGUGUUCAGCAGGAGCUGAAUAAGCUGUCGGUCCACAACGAGGAUCUACAGAGAGAGACAGAGCGUCUGCAGAUGGAGAACACGCGCUGUAAAACCCUGCAGCUGAAGGCGGUGAAGGACGCUGAGAAGCUGAAGGAGGAGCGGGACUCAGUGCUGAGCGAGUACCGGCUGAUCAUGAGCGAGAGAGAUCAGGUCAUUAAAGAGCUGGAGAAGCUGCAGAGCGGCCUGGAGGCGGCAGAACACAAGCUCAAAAACACCUCCAGCGAGAGGAGAGUCGCCGGCGAGGAGAUGGAGGCGCUCAGACAGGAGCUGAACUCGGCUCUUCUGGACCGUGAUCGUGCGAUCCGGGAGAAGAAUGAGCUGCUAGAGAAAUACUGUCAUGAGGUGCAGGAUAAAGCCGAGACCCAGAAAGAGCUGAGCCAGGCCUGCAAAGACAUAGAGAUGGUGCGAGAGGAGCGAGACGUGGCCCGUAAAGAGCGAACGGAGGCUAUUAUACAGAGAGAUCAGCUGCUGAGAGAGUAUUACCAGGCCAGACAGAAGCAGGACAGUGCGGCGCUGGACAUGGAGCGGGUCAGUAAGGAGCUGGAGGUGUUGCGGAAGCAGUGUGAGGCGGUGCAGGAGGAGCUGCAGGAGGCGCUGCAGGAGGCAGAGGUGGCCAAAUGCAGGAGAGACUGGGCCUUCCAGGAGAGAGACAAGAUCGUGGCUGAGAGGGAGAGCAUACGGACGUUGUGUGAUAAUCUGCGGCGUGAGCGGGAUCGAGCGGUCAGUGAUCUGGCUGAUGCACUGCGAAACCUGGACGACCUGCGGAAACAGAAAAACGAUGCGGUUCGGGAACUGAAGGAGCUGAAGGAAUGCAUGGACGAGCAGCUGGAGAAAGAGGCGCGCUUCCGUCAGCUGAUGGCGCACAAUUCCCACGACUCAGCCAUCGAUACCGACUCUCUGGAGUGGGAGACGGAGACGGUGGAGUUCCAGAGGAGCACGGACAACAUGGAUUUGAGCGCUUUGGGUUUUGAUAUCUCAGAGGGCGUGAGUGACCCGUAUCUCCCCGGGGAUUAUGGGAUAUUUGUGAGUAAAGUGGACAAAGGAAGUAUUGCAGAGGGCAGGUUAAGAGUUAAUGAUUGGCUGUUGAAGAUCAAUGAUGUGGAUCUGGCCAAUAAGGACCGGCAGCAGGUCAUAAAGGCGGUGUUCAGCGGUGGCGGUGGUGUUAUUAACAUGCUGGUGCGCAGGAGAAAAUCUCUCGGAGGAAAAACUGUGACUUCUGUUCAUCUGAACCUCGCCGGACAGAAAGACUGUGGUGUAGGUCUGGAGAGUGGUGUGUUUGUAUCGUCUGUAUCUCCCGGCAGUCCUGCGGCUAAAGAUGCUUCGGUGUGUCCUGGCGAUCGAAUCCUCAAUAUUAACGGGAUCUCUCUGGAUAAUAAACCCUUGAGUGAGUGUGAGAAUCUCCUGCGCAGCUGCAGAGACUCUGUUUCCAUCUCUCUCCUGAAGUUUUUCCCACAGAGUGUUUCUGUUCAGAGCAUCUCCGAGAUCCAGCGUGACGGUGAGAGAAACUCGAACACAGAUCCGCCCCCGCGGCCCAGCAGAAAGCCCAGCAGCAUCAGCACCAGCAGCAGCAUUAGCAUCCGUAAAGAGACGUACAGCCCGGAGCACGUGUACCGCCCGGAGCCGUACCACCAGAUCUGCCUGCACCCCAAACGCCCGCUCACCUUCCAUCCGGCAUCACCAGCAGACAACACACAGCAGCGCCAGAGACCCACCGGCGGCACCUGGCCCAAAAUCAUCCCGGUCGCCAUGAACACAUCGGACAGCAUCCCUGUUGCCAUGGCGACUGCCGACAGCAUCCCUCCCCUAUCGAUUUUCAAGACGCCAAAAAAGCGCAAGUCAAUAUUCGAUGCUGAUGUGUUCAAACGUCCCGAGACGCUGGAGUACGUGAAGCACACGCACACACACUCUCCGCAGGGCUCCUGGACGGAUACACCAGCGCCGCCCGAUCCGCCCAAACGCAGCGACUCCUUCAAGUUUAAGCACAAGACACAGGGCAGCUCGGCGUCAGACUCCACCGUCACCGCAGGCUCUCCGCCAGCCACGCCGGUGCAGGAGUCGAGCAGCGCUGAUGCGGAUGCGUGUGUGUUGCAGGACGGGUGUGUGAACAACACUGACCCGAUAGAGCUGCAGAGAGGAAGACCCAAAUCUGCACCCGCACCGCGCCGCAACCUCACGCCACUCAAGAUGCCCUACACACAGAGUUUCUCUCAUGAUGAGCAGUCUCCUGAACCGGUGGAUCUGGUGCGCUUCUCUCCAUUCCGCUCCAAUCGCCACAGUUCAGCCUUCACCGCGGGACAUUCACUCACGGCUCCUCGUGCGCUGUCUCCAUACCCUGCAGUGACGGCGGUGAUGAGGAACCCGGUGUACACGGCCUGGAGCCACUGCGUCAAAACCACUAACUCUGCUUCUGUGCCCUCACACACUUACACACAAGUCAGUCCGCAGCAUCAGGGACGCUGGAGUGUGGAUCUGAACCACAAGCGUUCGGCUGAACUCUUCGACAACUCUCGCGGCUCAGGAGCACACAACACACACUCCCUGCCCUCCAGCGCACGACAGGGUUUGUCUCAGUACCGCGAGCAGCGCAUCAAGAUUCCCUCCACACCUCGAUAUGCUCGAUCUGUCCACGGCUCUGACAGAGGAUCUCUGUCCCACUCCGACUGCAGCAGCCCCAGUCUCGUGACCCCGCCCCUUUCUCCUAUGGACUCCGCCUCCUACACCAGCGGACAAUCACAGGCAUCAGGCUCCACCCACAGCAGGCUGUCAGUCAGUCCAGUGCCUAUAGACAGGAGAAGGGACAGAUGUGUUUUGCGUAACAGGUCUUUCCUGAAGCUCUCUCGAUCUCAGAGAUCUUGGUUUGCGUCUUUACGAACCCUGAGGCCGUUCAUCGAGGAGCCACGGUACGUCACCAUCCCCAAAGGGGCGGAGCCUCUGGGUAUCUCCAUAGUGGGCGGGGACAAUGGUGGCAUUUUUGUCUCCAAGGUAACAGAAGGCAGCAUCGCUCAGAAGCACCACCUGGAGUUUGGAGACCAGCUGCUGGAGUUUAAUGGUGUUAAUCUCAGGAAUGCCACGGAGCAGCUGGCGAGGCUCAUCAUUGGUCAGCAGUGUGACACCAUCACCAUACUGGCCCAGUACAACACACACAUGCAGCAGCUGGGCAACCACUCGCGCUCCAGCUCGCGGAUGGAGUCGUCUUUAAGCUCUCAUUCUACACCCGGUACACCGGACACACACUCCAACAUAGACACACUCAGUGAACAGGACGAGGGCACCAUGACUCCGCCCUCCAAACAGGCCACACCCACAUCCAGCCCUCACAGGGAGCGGGCGGAGCCGAGGCAGGUGUUGCUGAGGAAGACUCCGGUGGAUCUGGGCAUGAGGAUCUGCGGAGGAAACUUGACCGGUGUGUUUGUGGAGGAUCUGGAGGACGGAGGAGCCCACGGCCUGCAGCCUGGAGACCUGAUCCUGGAGUGUAACUCGGUGAGCAUGAAGAGUAAGACGGCGGAGGAGGUUUAUCUGGAGCUGCUAAAGCCUGCAGAGAACAUCGUGCUGAGGGUGCAGAACCGACCGCAGCACUUCAGGAGAGCUAAAGACACGCCUGGAGACGGAUUCUACAUCAGGGCGCUGUUUGACCAUGUUGGAGAUUCAGAGCAGGAAUUGAGUUUCAAGAAGGAUGAUAUCCUCUAUGUGGACGACACGCUGCCCAGAGGGAAUUUCGGCUACUGGUUGGCAUGGCAACUGGACGAAAACGCACAGAAGCUGAUGCGUGGACACGUGCCCAGCAAGUGCAUGAUGGAUCAGGAUUCCCAGCGGCGCUACAGUGUGACGGACGGUAAAGACGAGAGCGGCUCUGGGAAGACACUGUCAGCCGCGGCGCGUCGAUCUUUCUUCCGGCGGAAACUCAAACACAAACGCAGCACCUCUAAAGACGGACGCGACGCUCCUGCAGCCGACGCCAUCAGCACUGACUCCAUGCCCUACCUGGAGGACUGUGUGAGUCCGGCCUAUCAGCGUGUUCUGAAGGUGGAAUCGACCAAUCGCAGGCCAGUGUUGAUUCUGGGACCUCUAGUGGAGCCAAUCAAAGACAUGCUGCUCAGAGAGGCUCCUGGGAAAUACUGCCGCUGUUUACCUGAGGGCAUGAAGGCGCAGCAGCAGGCCAUCGAGCGCGGUGUUAAAGACUGUUUGUUCAUCGAUUAUAAGCGGCGGAGCGGACACUUCGACGUCACCACUGUGGCCUCCAUUAAGGAGAUUACAGAGAAGGAUUGUCACUGUCUGCUGGACAUCGCUCCUCACGCUAUCGAGCGCCUGCACGCCGUCAGCAUUUACCCCAUCGUCAUCUUCAUACGAUACAGAAACGCCAAGCAGAUCAAAGAGCAGAAAGACCCUGUUUAUCUGAGAGACAAAGUGUCACAAAAACAUUCCAAAGAGCAGUUUGAGUCGGCGCAGAGGAUUGAACAAGACUACAGCAAAUACUUCACAGGUGUGGUUCAGGCCGGCGCUCUCUCCAACACAUGCACACAGAUCAUGGCCAUCGUGGACCAGGAGCAAAACAAAGUGCUCUGGAUUCCUGAUGGAAGCACGUGAAAAAAGUCCUGAUAAACACAAUAAUAAUGACAACACUAGCAAAAACUCACACUGCUGCGACUCUCACUGCUGUAAACAUCACUACUACACUCAUAGGGCUGGGCUUUAUAUCAUGGAGACUCAUGUUUAACACGUCUGCUUAUGUAUGAACAUAUUUAUCAUGUAGUCAACUGUAGAUUGGAUUCUGUAAAGUCACCGUUUACAAAUGUAAGAUUAAAUUCAAACUCCUAGUGACUCAAGUGGAACAGUUUAAACUCUUAGGGCUCACUCACAUCCCCUCUCCCCCUCGGCCUGCACUCACACUGCAUUUUUUAUCCAGCGGACCUGAGCACACUUACAUCAUCAGGGAUGUGACUGUAAACAGAAAGAGAAGUGCUCUCGCUCAGCACAGUGAGGAUUGCUUUAGCUAUAUCGUUCUGAAUGGUUUGGGAUGCAGUGACACACAGUCAAAUAUGUUGCCGAACAGAUCCAGCACUUUUGACGCUCUUAAAUAAUCUUAAAAGUCCUGGUGCUUCACGUAUUAGGAGGUUUGCUGAAGGUGCAGUGAGGGGUUUGUGUCUUUAAUUAACUAUGACACUUCGCUUUGAUUGAAAAUUAAGAAUGAUUAUCAAAUCUAUACCAAACAGUCCCUUAAAAGUCACGUCUCGUCUUCAGUUUCGGGCUCAGGCGCUCUUUGCACUCACACUACAAGCUCGCCAAGUAAACCGCACUCUGGCACACCUCUUGCAACUGAGCCAGGGGUGGCCAAUUGAACUGCGCCUGAGCCCCAUUCAGAGCACUCGCACUUCUCAAACAAUCCUGGAAACGAGCCUGGGCACGGUUCAGAUAGCAUAGUGUGAUUAUCCCCUUAAUGACUCAAUUUAAACUGUUCAGACUCUUAGUGACUCAGUUUGAACAGUUCAAACUCUUUGUAAAUCAGUUGAAGCUCUUUGUUACUAAGUUGGAACUCUAAUUGACUCUGUUUGAACAGUUCAAUCUCUUAGUGAAUCAGUUCAAACUCUUAGUGACUCAGU